CUUUGAAAUUAAAUCCUUUCCUCUUGUUACUAAGCUUUCAAAGUAGAUUUUCUUUGUGUCGUAGUUUUUAUACGUGUUUGCAGAAACGCUAGUUAUUGGGACCAAAACUAACACCAAAAUGUGUGAAGCGGCCCCUUCUACGUCCACACAAGACGAUGUCUCGCCAGAACUCAUCAAAGAAUUACUGGAAGAGUUUGCCAAGGAACUAAAGUCUGAAGAAACCUCGAAAGCCAGAGUUCAAGCCACCCAAAGAAAAUUGAAAAAUUUGAAGUACAAGUAUAGGCCGCUGAGGGAUGAGUAUUACCGAGUUCUAAGAAGAAUGGAGGACACUCAACGAAAGCCAUACAUUUUGUGUGAAAUUGGAAGCUUUCUUGGGAGCGAUAAAUCGCUAUGGGGGACACAGAACGUCAAACUUUUUGGAUUUUAUACUUAUGACUCUGAUUCAAGCAGUCAUUAUUUGUUAAGUUGUCACAGAGUUAGAACUGAUGUUGUAAAUAAGGCUAAAGUGUUGUUAGAUAUGUAUAAAGUAGAAAAGUUUCCAGUUGUUGACACUCAUGUUGAAGUUUUUGGCGACGUGAAAGUAUCACGGGGUGUGUAUACAGUGAUAGUGGAUUUUUUUCACGAAAUACGAGAAGACUAUGUCGCGGAAUACUCAGAACUGUUGAAAAAGCAAAUAGCAAUGUUCAAGUUUUAAUUUAAUAGUUUAGUUAGUUUUAUAAAGUUUGAUUAAAUGUCAAAGUUGAUGAAUAUGCAACCAACAAUACACGAGUGAUUCUUACCAAAUGUCAUUCAAACAAUAAAAAUAUCGCUGGUUCUUUUACAUAAAACAAGCCCUCUUGAGUUAUUUAUCGACGAUGGCGUUAUCACUCGAUAACUUAUAAAAUGAUUCACAAGUGAUACGAUGUACGUUUAUGUGACAGCAAUCGCCACUGCAUGUCUCGGACUCUCACUACUCUCUUCAACAUGCCUCUCCUUCCUCCUUUUCGCACUACUCACCUCCGCGGUCGUAGUGAUGAGUAUAGGCAUCGUGGUGUGGAUCCACAUCAAGCUGUCUUCGCGUCACUUGGCCACCGUGGGGGCCGAACAAACCUUGAAAGACAUCGAGAACUUCAGAGUCACCCUAAUGCGCGACUACGACGCCAACGCCAACACAAAGACGCCCCAAGCCCACUUCACGCAAGUUUUCGGCCGCACGGUCGAUAGUUUGCUGCAGCAGUUGCUGGAUUUCAUCGUGAGGGACUACUUUCUGGUGUACUUGCGGGAGUACGCGUAUAACUGGGAGGCGCUGGGGGAGAACAUCCGGGAGGACUUAUGGGGGGCUAUUGAAAUCCUGCACGAGCGGCUGGCUCGCGUGGACCACGCCAAACUCAUCGCGUGCGAUAUCGUGUCGAAAGUCACCAGCCAUUUUGAGAAAAUCCGGGAAGCUAAGGCUUGUGUAGCUGACUCUGACCAUCCACCCAUGUUUGCGCUUUCGCCGCACGUCAUGUCAUCCGAUAAAGAAAUGAAGUACAUCAGGUCUGCUAGUGAAUUAUUCAUCAUGUUUCUUUUGCCGCGCAGUUAUUCGCUCUCGCCUUCCAAGUAUUUCCUACGAGAGAUUUUAGCUUGUAAAGUGUUUAAGCCAUUCAUCGACACCGUCACCGACCCCGACUUCUUCAACCUCCAUAUAAUCUACUACAUCGAAGCGCAAAAAAUCGCCGCCAACGUGCACGUCAAAGCUUUCGAGUACGCGAAGAGCUUCGAAGACAUCCUGAAAAUAAUAGCGAAAACCGACGACAUCGACGCCCUCAAAUCCAUCAGAUACAGUUUGGUGACGAAGUUGAUGCAGGCCACGACGCUCCAGAACUUGAACCGCUCCAAAGGCGUAGAUUUGGAUAACGAAAAGAGCGUCCUGGCGUCCGCCGGAGUGAACAAAUCGGACAUCAACGCGGCAAAAAAACUCCGGAAGUAUAUAAAUCAGUUGACCGUGGCGAAGAAGGAGUGCGAGAAGCGGUUGGCCAGUCUCGGGUGGGAGCUGGGGUAUCAGUUCGCCGACGAUUUCAAGAAGACGUUGCCGAUUGCGUCGAUUUUGGAGCACGUGCUGGGGCGGAAGUACUUGUCGCAGUUUCUGGAUACGUUGGCCAGCCAGGACUUGGUGAGGUACUGGACGGCGGUGGAGGAGUUGCGCACGGCUGUGAGAAAAAACUGGCACCAGUUGGGGGCGGAAAUUUUUUAUACUUUUAUAAGAAACCCGACGUCGGAGAUUAAAGUGGAUAAGAGCACGCGGAAGAGAAUGGAAGCUUUUUUGCUAGGUGACAAGGGACCAGAAGUAUUCUACGAAGUACAGUCUCAGGUUGUACAAACCCUAGAAGAUAAGUAUUAUCAGCCGUUUUUAAUCAGCGACUACUACAAGGAGAUGGUGGCCGCUAUGGAGAAAGAAGACGACAUAUCCGACAUCGACCGGUCGCUGGAGGAGCGCCAAUUAUCCGGAGACUCCUUCUCGAGCGUCGACAGUACAAAUUUAAACGUAGGCGACCACUCCAACUACGCCAAACAAAAGCUGGACCAGCUGGAGGAGCGACUCAACAAUAAAACACAAGCGCUUCAAGCCCUCAGGACUUCACUACGUCCCGAAUCCAAAGUCCUGAGUAAGUUGGAAAAGGAGGUCGAGUGGCUACAGGGAGAGCGCCGCCAGCUCGAAGCCCACUUAACGCGCACCGAGGUCUGGGGCGAGAACUUGGGUAAGUGGCGCACCGUGGUCCAGUCGGCGGAAGUCCCCGACGAGCGCGAACCUCUUCAGUUCGUGCUCGUGGUACAAAUGGCCGAGGACCAAAUCGACGGCGAAGAAAGCAUCAGCACCGGAUGGGUCGUCUGUCGUAGCUUGACCCAAUUCCAGGAGCUCCACCGCAAGCUCCGCCCCUUGUGCUCCGAAAUCCGCGCCCUCGAACUCCCGUCCAACACCUUCAAGUUCCUGUUCGGCAAAAGCGACAGGGCGUCACUCGAAAAAGCGAAACAACAAAUCCAGAAGUACUUAGACUUUAUCUUGACCGACGACAGGCUCAAUCAAAGCGAGGCGGUGUAUUCGUUCCUCAGCCCUAGCUCCGACCACUUGAAGCAUUCCACGCCCAGUCCGAAGAAGUCGCGCUUUUCGUUCUCCACCUUAUUCAAAAGCGGCAGCGAGCAAAGCAAAGACAGCAUGUCAAUUAAAGAAAGCGAAGAAGAAGACAUAUCGCAGUGCUUGGACGCCCCCGUUUCGGCCGACACGGUGGACUUCGUCAAGAUCAACGGGCACCAUGGGAAGUUCCACGACGAGAAGGACACGAUCGCCGAGCCGCUGUACGGCCUCCUGGGCGAGCUUUUCGACAUGAGGGGCGUGUUCAAGUACCUCCGGAAGACGCUGAUUGGGUUCGUCCAGGUGACGUACGGGCGGAACAUCAAUCGGCAAAUCCACGAGACCAUUUCGUGGUGGUUCUCCGAGCAGAUGCUGCAUUAUUACAUAACGCUGAUUUUGAAGAAUUUCUGGCCGGGGGGGACGUUGGCGAGUCCCGGAGCGACGCGAACGGUCGACGAGAAGAUCCGAACGAUGAGACAAGCGCAGGUUUUGUUCGUGAGCAACGUACCAGAGUUGGUGACGACGCUGGUGGGGGCGACCGCCGCCAAAAACGGCGCGAAGAAGGUCUUCGAUGCAUUCCAGGAGAAGAAUAUGAAUAAGCAGUUGCUUUACGAAAUUUUUGAGGUUGUAAUGGACGCCGCGUUUCCGGAGAUCAGUUAACGCAACACACAUCAUUUCUAAUAGAGGUACAUAUUUUUAGAUUGAUUUAUGGGGUUUUCGUCGUAAUCAUAAACCAAAAACAAAAGACUUACUGAUCUAUGGCUGUCUUUUUCUAUCAAGGUAAGUCAUCUCUUAAGGCACUAGAUAAUGUAAAUAAAUGUGACGAGGUGUACAUUGUCAUGUACGACUUAGUAGUUAGACGCAAACUUGUAUUUCUUUGUGAUAAGCUUUCGUUGUCCUAUCUGUAACCAUCAGAGUAGGCCAGUGUUGAUUUUAGUGAUUUUAAACGCGUGUGGAGCACGGCGCGCUCGCUCCGCGAGCCGCCGCCGACCACCCGCACGCGACCCACAUCUUCAAUUUUUUACAGACUGUACUACAGCAGUAUUAAUUUAUUCCCACUUCAUACUUGUUAUUUUUUUACCAAAGAACUAAUUUAUUUUCUGUAUAAAUUAUAUUUAACUUGUCUUAACAUGUAUUUACGUGUAAAUAUAUACAAAAAAAAUCA
Molecule: messenger RNA, 4253 nt
Organism: Zophobas morio
Lineage: Eukaryota; Metazoa; Arthropoda; Insecta; Coleoptera; Tenebrionidae
Gene: snz
Product: sorting nexin-25
Exons: 10
Coding region: 902-3748 (948 amino acids)
Cellular component (GO): intracellular membrane-bounded organelle
Molecular function (GO): phosphatidylinositol binding
Source: RefSeq, a predicted model, not a curated record